AUGGCACGUCCUAAGAAAGCCAGUGUGCCCACAAAAUCUUCCUUGUCCGAUGGACAUGGAAGGCGUAAGACUCGCAACAGCGCAUCGCAAGAGGAGGAGGAAGAUAUGCUCGACAACAUCACUCUGGCCCCACCGGUCUCAAAGCCAAAGCAGAAAUCGAACCCGAUCCUGUCCCUCAAAACACGUGGCGAAUUCGACCAUGUCGUACUCAAAGACGAGGCCGAUUGCAAUGACUACUUCACUAUGGCUGAUGGAUCCGAAGAGUAUCUGCGGAGCAUGAAAACUCUAGAGGUCCAUCUCGACACAACUAAACUGUUCGCAUAUACGGAGGACCGUUUCGCAAUGGCACUCAACAAGCUACACGCACAUCCCGACAAUGCUACCAAUCCUCACGACUUACAAACCCUUCGCCUAGUCGUGAAAGGCAACAUACUGCUCACGCGUUACAGCUACCACCUCAUAUCGCCAUUCCUAUCUGCCUUUGUAAACGACAAACUGAAGAAGUUUGCAGACGGCAAGCUGUCCGACGAGGAGAGAGAGAAGCUACCCUACAAGCUCAACAGCACGGAGAAGCUUCUCGCGAACGCGCUAAUGGGUAUUCGUGGAGUUAAGCAAGUUCAUAUUGAGGGCAGAGGGAAAGGAACGGUUGAGGCAGACUUUGCUGCCACUAUCAAAGCUACGUUGGUCCAGCCCCCGGGGACUGAUAUCUUGGAAGUAAGCGAUGAAGAGUCCGAGUAUUCCACACAUGUCUUGAACAGGCUUGGACCGAUUUAUUCGCCUGCGUAUUCUGGGGACGCGCUGAACCCAUACGCUUCUCUGGCUCCACCGGAAAUAGAGCUCGUGGACGAUUCGGAGGAAUCAGACGAUGAUGUGCUGGCCGCUGCUAUCGCAGAACCGCAUAAAAGUGUCAGACGCAGGCCGAAGGAGGAUGAUCCCGUCAUAAUGUCUGGGCCGAGAACGCGCGGAACGAUGGCCAAGAAAGCUGGAGAAGUCGAGGAGAACGACGGGAAUAGCGAUGAAGAGGAUGAGCACGGAUACCCUGGCUUGGGACUCAUAGAGAUGGUCCGAAUCUACAAGCAGAAGUCGCGUCCGGGCGAUAUAGAUUCGGAGCCCAGGUACGACGUAUUGCCAGUAGUCCUGACGGCGAGGGAGGAAGCGGUCGAAAUGGGCUGGAAGGUGUAG
Alternaria novae-zelandiae is the source of this 1182-nucleotide messenger RNA. RefSeq lists its product as uncharacterized. The coding region runs from base 1 to 1182 and encodes 393 amino acids. The record is from RefSeq and is a predicted model, not a curated record. Lineage: Eukaryota; Fungi; Ascomycota; Dothideomycetes; Pleosporales; Pleosporaceae. The transcript has a single exon.